ACUCGUCUCUUCCUUCCCAUAAUUCUUUGCGGGGUUGCGGCCUCUUCCUUUUUCUUUUUUUCCUAGGGGCUGUCGGCACCGCCAUGGGAGUCGACAUUCGUCACAACAAGGACCGGAAGGUUCGUCGUAAGGAGCCUAAGAGUCAGGAUAUUUAUCUUCGCCUCCUGGUCAAGCUCUACAGAUUUCUUGCUCGACGGACCAAUGCAAAAUUCAACAAGGUGAUCCUCAAACGGCUCUUCAUGAGCCGCACCAACCGCCCUCCACUGUCCAUAUCUCGCAUGAUCCGGAAGAUGAAACUACCAGGCCGGGAGAACAAAACCGCUGUUGUGGUGGGGACAGUGACAGAUGACGUCCGCAUCCAGGAUAUCCCCAAGCUGAAGGUUUGUGCCCUCAGAGUGACCCAGGGUGCCCGUAGCCGCAUCCUGAAAGCUGGAGGCCAGAUCAUGACUUUUGACCAGUUAGCCAUGUCUGCCCCCAAGGGCCAAGGAACCGUGUUGCUUUCUGGACCCAGGAAAGCCCGUCAGGUUUAUCGGCAUUUUGGCAAGGCCCCUGGCACCCCGCACAGCCACACUAAGCCAUACGUCCGAUCCAAGGGUCGCAAGUUUGAACGGGCCCGAGGUCGCCGUGCCAGUCGAGGCUAUAAAAACUAGAUUGAUUCUUAGUGAAAAUCAAGAUGUACCAUUUACCACACAUUAAAGCUGCCAUGCUGGAUGUCAGCUAACACCCA
Molecule: messenger RNA, 727 nt
Organism: Varanus komodoensis (Komodo dragon)
Lineage: Eukaryota; Metazoa; Chordata; Lepidosauria; Squamata; Varanidae
Gene: RPL18
Product: ribosomal protein L18
Exons: 7
Coding region: 84-650 (188 amino acids)
Biological process (GO): translation
Cellular component (GO): cytosolic large ribosomal subunit; ribosome
Molecular function (GO): structural constituent of ribosome; RNA binding
Source: RefSeq, a predicted model, not a curated record